UGAACUACAAAUAAAAGAAAGCGUCAGCAAAGAUGGUGAAGUCGAAGGACGGAGCUAAGCAUUCUUAACGAUCAAAUGUCUAAAUUAGCGGUGAAGAAUACAUUAAGAGUCGGUCAACAUGUAAGUGUCGAUUCACGAGGGAUCUGCUCGAUGUGAAUAAAGCACUUGUCAGCUCUCGAGAAAAGCAGCUCGGAAAGACGUCGAGUAAGACUUUGACAAGACCUUGAGUAACCUACCUGUUUGUACAUUUACGUUAAGAAAAUAAACAUCAUGAGAGGAGGAAGAAGGACCGAUAUUGUCUUCUUUGCAAAUCAGAAAGUAGGAGCAUGGAUAAGCUAUUGGUCGAGCAAGCGAUAGAGUCUAUCGUGUUUAUAAAGAUGACAACUGUAUUGGAUGGUAGCUAUCAACAGCUCGAGCCUUACGACGAGGGCGAGGGUGACGGUGACGAUGACGACGAACGCGAAGAAACGCCUCAAGAAUCGGGUGUAAUGAUACACGUAGUACCGGAGGGAAACAAAGCGAGAUGGAAUCAUAUAGAAGACUUGGAUUCUUUCUUCACGAGAAUGUAUCAUUAUCAUCAAAAGCAUGGUUUCGCAUGCAUGAUGCUUCAAGAAAUUUUUGAAUUAGGACAGUUCAUUUUCGUAGUCACCUUCUCCACGUUUCUCUUUCAUUGUGUCGAUUAUUCCGUACUGUUCAAAGAUAAGAUGGUAAACAAACCGCAGAAAAUAUCGAUCAACGAUGCCAUAUUGUCAACAGGAGAAUGCACAGCUUCUAUGGGAUUGAUCACGUGGAUUUGCAUUUUAGUAGCAGCUAUUUUUUGGAUUCUACGUGCCGUUAAAGUUCUCUAUCACCUUACUCAGUUUUGGGAUAUAAAAUUAUUCUUUAACGUAGCACUAAAAAUCGAAGACUGUGAUUUGGAUAAUUUAACAUGGCACGAAGUGCAAAAGAGAGUAAGAGAGGUUCAGAAAGAACAGGAAAUGUGUAUUCAUAAAAGAGAACUCACGGAAUUAGAUAUAUAUCAUAGGAUAUUAAGAUUUAAAAAUUAUAUGGUGGCUAUGAUCAACAAGUCGCUGUUACCGGUGCGACUGAAGGUCCCUGUUAUCGGCGAAGUCAUUUUUAUGACAAGAGGAUUGAAGUACAAUAUGGAACUACUCUUAUUCUGGGGACCAUGGUCGCCUUUUGAAAAUAAUUGGCACUUGAAGGAAGAUUAUAAGAAACUAUGUAAGAGGCAGGAACUGGCGCGAACGCUGUCGAAACAUAUUUUGUGGGUGGGAAUAGCAAAUUUUGUAUUGUGCCCGUUAAUUCUCUUGUGGCAAAUCCUCUAUUCGUUUUUCAACUACGCCGAAAUUAUAAAGAGAGAGCCAGGUACUCUGGGAACAAGAAUGUGGUCUCUGUACGGUCGACUUUAUCUUCGUCAUUUCAACGAACUCGAUCACGAAUUAAAUGCCCGCUUAAAUCGUGCCUACCGUCCAGCUUCGAAGUACAUGAGCAUAUUCACUUCACCUAUAAUGACGGUUAUCGCAAAAAAUGUUGCAUUCGUAACUGGAAGUAUACUAGCUGUUCUAUUGAUAUUGACGGUAUACGACGAAGACGUUUUAACGGUCGAGCACGUUUUAACGACUAUGACCAUAUUGGGAGCGAUGGUAGCUGGUUCAAGAGCUUUCAUACCCGAUGAAAAUUUAGUAUGGUGUCCAGAAGCAUUAUUGACCGCUGUGCUAGCACAUACGCAUUAUAGGCCGGACAGUUGGCGAGGUCAUGCUCAUAUGCAAACUACAAGAGCACAGGUAGCUCAACUCUUCCAAUACCGUGCUGUUCAUUUAUUGGAAGAAUUGAUAUCUCCUUUAUUAACACCAUUUAUUUUGUGCUUCCACAUGAGACAAAGAGCUUUAGAUAUCGUUGACUUUUAUCGUAAUUUUACUAUCGAAGUGACUGGCGUUGGUGACGUAUGUAGUUUCGCUCAGAUGGAUGUACGAAAACAUGGAAAUCCAAUGUGGCAAACUGUUGCUCAAAGUCCUAUAGACGAUCGUAAUACAGGAUACGAUAAUCCUGGAUAUAUCACCGACGCAGCCAAGUUACACGUUCCGAUGUCUAAUCAAUACACCCAAGCCGAGGAUGGUAAAACCGAGUUAUCGCUGAUACACUUUACGUUGACGAAUCCGGAAUGGAAGCCACCGAGUCACGCGGAAAACUUUGUCGCGGCAUUGAGAGAGAGAGCGAAAAAGGAAGUAAAUGGUGUACCGACCGAUGUAAACCCAUUGCUCGCAAGUUUGAACAGUUUAUCUGGUUUAGGACCUGGAUACAACGACUUGGUAUCGAAUAUUAUUCGAAGUACGAUGAUAAACCAAGUCAGUGUUCCAAAUGUAAGCAGUGCGUUUACAAAUCAGGCUGGUAUUUUAGGUGCUUCGGUCCCGAUGGACGAAGCAUCUAUCAGUCAAAGAUCGGACAAUAUUUCAUAUCCUGUGCGUCGUGGUUUGAGGAAGGCUGAAGGUCCGUUGCACAAUGAUAAAGGAUUUUUAUACGGAUUGCAACAAGGCAUAUCGAAUCAAUCUCUUGGUGCAUCCGUUUUUGGAUCGGCAAACGAAUUAGCUACGGAUCUGUCGGUACCGAUAGAAUUAACUGCAGCUGAUAUGUCACUAUCUACAUUGUACCUGCACGAGCUUCAUCACAGACAAGUACGUAGGCGAGGCUAUCAAGAAAUGGCGACAAGAAGUGUGUGGCAACGAAGUCCAGUCCAAGAAUUAGCAACGCUUCCUGAAGUCAGACAAGAAAGAGCUCCUUUACUGCUACAUCAAGACUCUUCUAUAAGAAAUAAUAGAGAAUCCUAGCGUAACGGUCGACGAUGAUCGUUCGACAUUGAAAAUUUCUAGUUAAUUCAUGCUUCUCGGUUUUAGAUGAAACAAUAGAUUUAUUUAACCGAGUAUCGAUAUUAUAGUGCAUAAAGAAGGAUUUUCGCGCGAGAUCAACGAUCAAAUAAUAUGCCUACGCUCGUGGCGAAGGGGCCUAUUCUGGUGUGAUUUUUUUAGAUUUGAAUUCGUCAGGAAUAAUCGCUUGUGUUAAUUUUUGUCCGGUGUAUCGAGUUGUUGAAAUUUGUAAUCCGUAUUAGAAAAAGAAAAUUAUUGAAAAAGAAAAAAAAAACGAGAUUGCUCUUUAAAACGAUGGACAGAUACUAACAUGGAACGAUAAAAUAAUGAUGAUGAUGAUGAUGAUGAUCAAUAAUGAUGAUAAUGAUGAUGAUGAUUAUGGUGAUUAUGAUAAUGAUAAUGAUGAUAAAUAGUAGAUAAAAAUUACUUCGACGAGAUCCAAUGCAGAUAAUUUAAAGGAUAUACAUAUGUAUGUAUAUAUAUAUAUAUAUAUAUAUAUAUAUAUAUAUAUACAUAUAUACAUAUAUAUAUUUAUCUUGGAAUCGUUUGUUCAUUGAUUACUUCGUACUACGAUCAUCGUCACGAACGUGAUGAUUGUCACAUCGUGUAUCGUAAACAAUAAUCUUUAAUCUUUUUGUCCUCUUUUUUUUCCGAUGCCACGAUUCUCUCUAGUCAUAUGAAAAUGAUAAAAAUAAUAUCGUUUUAUGUAGCGCGUGACGAAUAUAUAUUGUAUUUAAUCUUUUUUAUCGAAACGUAAAGUCUAUUUAUAAAUAUCUCGUCGCUCUCUGUGCUACUAUUAAUAAGCGUGGCAAUUGAAUUUUUUUUUAAUCUGCUUCGUUAUUAUAUUAGGUAAAUGAUACAACUCUCAGACACAAGUGUAAAUAUUGUUGCACGACGAACUUGAAAAAAAAAAGAAGAAAA
This is a messenger RNA of Vespula pensylvanica (western yellowjacket), 3782 nucleotides long. It is a transcript of the gene Atg9, whose product is annotated as autophagy-related protein 9A. Gene Ontology annotation, cellular component: phagophore assembly site; autophagosome. The record is from RefSeq and is a predicted model, not a curated record. The transcript has 9 exons. Bases 327 to 2825 code for a protein of 832 amino acids. NCBI's taxonomy places the organism in Eukaryota, Metazoa, Arthropoda, Insecta, Hymenoptera, Vespidae. Gene Ontology annotation, biological process: protein localization to phagophore assembly site; autophagy of mitochondrion.